ACGCCUGAAUAUUUCCUAGUUGUUCCCCCGAUGGCCCGCUUGCAACAUCUAUGUGAGCGGGUCCUUACGGAUUCGGCGCGUGUAUCUGAAAUUUAAAAAAAAAAUCCGUUGUCUGUGACGUGCAGUGAACAGUGUUUAUUUAGUGUUGUGGAAUAAUUUAUCGAUAUUCAAAUUUGGAAUGAAGCUCGCAGAAAAGUGAGGUGAACGCAUCCUUUUAUUGUUCUUUAAUUAAAUAAAAGUGAAAGUGCCUUCGAAACAGUGCAAGUGACCAAGGAUUGAUUUAAAAAUGGAACGCUGUGCUAUCGACCGAUCCUAAAACUCGAAAUUACUACACGCGUUCGACGUAACCCGAUUAAUAAAAUAAUUAAUGUGAUUUUAGAUAAUUGAACGCAGUUCGAUAAGCUAAAAUCUGUGAUCGCUUUUGAAUUAUAUGGAAUGCUAGAAUUUUGAGCCCGUUUAAAAUUCUCUUAAACUCCUCCUUCUGCUUCGGUUUUCUUUUUACAGAUUUUGAUUUUUUUUUCUGUGUUCGGAAAUCUAAAACCACAGUAUACGGGAUCAAGUGUAUAAAUAACAAAAUUAAAAUAAUAAAAUACAAUAAAUAAAACAGUGCCUUAGUAGAAUGUUUAUUUAAGAGUUUUAUAAAAGAGAAGGAACAACAGAAACCACGGCGUCGACAAAAUGCCAAAAAACUUGUUACUUUUCAAAAAGUUAAUACCAGAAAUAAACUUCGCGAAAAGAAAUCUUACAUCGCCGCUAGGCCGGAAUAUAUAUAUCAGUUAAAAAAAACAACAGUGGUGCUUUAUCGUCAACAUAGUUGAAAAAAAUAAUAAGCAAAGACAUACGAAGUAGAAGUGCCAUAAAGCUUUUUUCGAAGAAAAUUGCUUAUGGUUGAAAAAGAAGUUGCCUUAGCCGACCAAGUCGAUUCAAAUUAAAAAAAAAUAAUAAAAAUAUAUCAAAAAAAGAAAGCAGGAACACCAAAUAGAUAGUGCGAGGCGCAAUGCGAAUACGAUUCGUGCGUUUUCAAAAUAAUUCGAUAACUUAAAAAGUUUGGUAAAAAACCACGGAGUGAUGAUGAAUAAUAAUCAGUUUCACGAGCUGUUCGGGUCCCAGUGGCCCCCCGAUCAGCAUGGGGGUCAUUCCUCGGCCUCUACAAUGCUGCACCAAGGCCAAGGUUUGCCCCAUGGAAUGCAGUUAAAGCGAGAACCCCACGACGUACAGGGGGUGAUGCAUAACCAAAUGGGCAUGGAUAUAACAUCGGGAUCAGUGGCCGAUAGUACGUCUCCACCUCCAGGAAGCAGUGAGGGGAUGUUCAGCUCAGCGAUAUCCGGGAUGUUCAUGGAUAAGAAAGCAGCCAACUCUAUCAGAGGUAAAUCACAAAUCGAGAUAAUACCAUGCAAGGUAUGCGGAGACAAGUCUUCGGGGGUUCACUACGGAGUCAUCACCUGCGAGGGCUGCAAAGGAUUCUUCCGCCGCUCCCAAAGCACAGUGGUGAACUACCAGUGUCCGAGGAACAAAGCCUGCGUAGUUGAUCGUGUCAACCGCAACAGAUGCCAAUACUGUCGGCUGCAGAAGUGCUUGAAGCUGGGCAUGAGCCGUGAUGCGGUGAAAUUCGGUCGCAUGUCAAAGAAACAGCGCGAGAAAGUGGAGGAUGAAGUCAGAUAUUUCCAAGCACAACAGACUCGAGCACAAGCCGACUCAGCCCCGGACUCAGUGUACGACACACAACAGCAAACGCCCAGCUCCAGCGACCAAUUCCAUGGACACUACAACAGCUACCCCGGCUACAGCUCCCCCCUACCGUACGGCUACAGUAAUCCCCCCCUCAACUCAAACAUGAACAUCCAGCCACAGCCUCCUCAGUAUGACGUCACGGACUACGCAGACUCCACUACACCCUAUGAGCCGAAGCCCCCGUUCUUGGACACAGACUUUAUUGGACGUGACGAACAAAAGACCAUCAGAGCAACAACAUCAACCUCAACCGCCACAACAUCAACAACAACGAUGCGUCAGUCAACAAUAAACGACAUCAACAGACCCAGGAUACAAGAGUUCGACAGAUACGAGGAGAGAAUCCAAUCUCCGGCGUCAAUAUCCAACGGGGUCAUAAGCAUAAAGCAGGAAAUAAAACCGGAAACAUCAAUGGGAGUCGACAACCUGGUUGCUUCGUACGUCGAUUCGACAACCUUCCUCCAUAGUCCAACCAACAUGCAUAGUCCAAUGGAUAUACAGAACACGGUACUUGUGAGCGGGCAAAGUUCAGUUUCCCUAACCAGUGAGGAGUUGAGUCCAGAUGAUUUGACGUCCAGUAGUGGGCACGGGCGGUUGAUGGAUCCGUUAAAUAUGAACAUGUCGGGAAUGGGAAUGGUCAAUCCGAACGCGGUUUCGAAUAGAAGACAUCAGGGGACGAGUUCAAGUGACGAUUUGCCGUCGGAAGGGGACAUAAGCAAGGUGCUGGUAAAGAGUCUGGCUGAAGCACACGCGAAUACAAACCCGAAGCUGGAAUUCAUACAUGAGAUGUUCCGGAAACCACAGGAUUUGCCCAAGCUUCUGUUCUACAACUCAAUGACUUACGAGGAGAUGUGGCUGGACUGUGCGGACAAGCUGACCGCAAUGAUCCAGAACAUCAUCGAGUUCGCCAAACUGAUCCCCGGCUUCAUGAAGCUCAGCCAGGACGACCAGAUCCUGCUGCUUAAAACAGGUUCAUUCGAGCUAGCCAUAGUGCGUCUGUCGAGACUUAUCGACGUCAAUCGCGAUCAAGUUCUAUACGGAGAUGUCGUCCUACCGAUAAGGGAGUGCGUUCACGCGCGUGACCCUCGUGAUAUAACACUGGUGACGGCGAUCUUUGACGCUGCAAAGACGAUCGCGCGACUCAAGCUCACGGAGACCGAGCUCGCUCUGUAUCAGAGUCUCGUGUUGCUGUGGCCCGAACGUAACGGCGUCCGCGGCAACCCCGAGAUCCAGUGCCUGUUCAACAUGUCGAUGGCGGCCAUGCGCCACGAGAUCCAGACCAACCACGCGCCACUCAAGGGCGACGUCACAGUGCUGGACACGCUCAUCAAUAAGAUACCCACCUACAGAGAACUGUCAACGCUCCAUUUGGAGGCGCUGUGCCGAUUCAAGGCAGCACACCCCCACCACGUGUUCCCAGCUCUGUACAAAGAACUGUUCUCGCUAGACAGCGUUGACUACACAUUACACGGAUAAAUAGAGAAUUAUUUCCCUAGGUGGAUAUAUUUCUUUGCGUUGCGACUAGAUCUCAUUUUUGCCUAUGAAAACGGGACGUUGGCGAGUGAGGCCGAGUUACUUCUAAAGACAGCUACAUUUCAUAUAUUAUUCCCCCCGUGUCUGUACCACUGAAGACGUCUAUCAGUUUGUUAACCUAUUUAUAAUUGUAUGUAUGUACUUUGAGACUGUUAUAAUGAUAUUUAUGUAUUCGUACGUACGUACAAUAUUAAUAUUUAAAUGUUUAUUUAAUUCGAGUCUAAGUACGGAUAGGCGUCUUCAGUUUUACAUAUAUUGCCAGAACGGUUGGCGAUAUAUUGAUCAACUUUACAUUUAUUGUCAGAACGAUUGGCGAUAUAUUGAUCAGUUUACAUUUAUUGUCAGAACGGUUGGCGAUAUAUUAAAUACUUUACAUUUAAAUGUGAAGUAAUGCGUAAAACCGAGUAUCUCAUACAAAAUAUUACAUUGUAAUCCAACACUUUCUUAAUUAUUAAUU
Pararge aegeria (speckled wood butterfly) is the source of this 3721-nucleotide messenger RNA. It is a transcript of the gene Hr3, whose product is annotated as probable nuclear hormone receptor HR3. Gene Ontology annotation, molecular function: RNA polymerase II cis-regulatory region sequence-specific DNA binding; nuclear receptor activity; zinc ion binding. Gene Ontology annotation, biological process: regulation of transcription by RNA polymerase II. The record is from RefSeq and is a predicted model, not a curated record. The transcript is spliced from 13 exons. The coding region runs from base 1069 to 3207 and encodes 712 amino acids. Gene Ontology annotation, cellular component: nucleus. Lineage: Eukaryota; Metazoa; Arthropoda; Insecta; Lepidoptera; Nymphalidae.